Polyodon spathula (Mississippi paddlefish) is the source of this 7309-nucleotide messenger RNA. RefSeq names its product ubiquitin-protein ligase E3A-like. NCBI's taxonomy places the organism in Eukaryota, Metazoa, Chordata, Actinopteri, Acipenseriformes, Polyodontidae. The coding region runs from base 2981 to 5527 and encodes 848 amino acids. Gene Ontology annotation, molecular function: ubiquitin protein ligase activity. Gene Ontology annotation, biological process: protein polyubiquitination; ubiquitin-dependent protein catabolic process. The transcript is spliced from 11 exons. The record is from RefSeq and is a predicted model, not a curated record.
AGUGGUCAGUGCUCAUUGAAUUGGGUGUUACAGCAGUGGUCAGUGCUCAUUGAAUUGGGUGUUACAGCAGUGGUCAGCACUUGUUGAAGCUCAGUAAAUGCAAUGCAACAUUUCAAAAGCGGCACGACCGUUCCAUUACAGUCUAAAGAUGGAGGACAGCAUUAAUACUGCAGCGAGUGUUGCAGCUGUGAUAAUGAGGUCUGUCUGUAAAACAUUUGCCUUUAGCAGCUGACCAAUCCAGCGAGGGUUGCCAUAGUGACAUCAUCAAUGAGUCGAAAGCUCAGCAGAUCAGAGCUCUGAGAGUCUGUAAUGAUCUGAUUCAACUGCUGACUGGAAUAAACACCAUGCCAUUUUGAAAACGUCCGGAAUAGCUUUUUAAAGAACAUUCCUGCAAAGUCUUCAGACCAGAAGUAGUAAAGCCUGCUCCAUACAAUGUCCUCACGUGCUGCUGGGCCUGGAAGUCUUUAUCGCUUUGCUGCUUUUAGAACAUGUUGAACCACCGUGUUGAUAAAGCCAGAAAGCUGAGCUGUUGUUCAAGACCUCUUUUUCACUUCAGAUAAAUAACUGAAGCAACAAGGCAGCGAGUGUCUGUCCUUUAUUUCUGUCAUUCUUUAACCCAUCUAUCAACAGCCCCAGAUGAAUCGGGUGCAGGGGAGCAAUCUCAGCCCUAGUUAACUUGAGGCUAAACAGCUGUCUAUAUUCAUGAAACCCUAAUUCACUGCUGCUGCAUUAUCACAUAGCAUUUCAUCUCUCACUACAUUCUUUCAUUGCUCGCUUUUACAAGUGCUCUCCCAAAAACAACAAGCACCUCUUUAUUUAUUUUGAAUGUGCUUGAUCAUGAAUUAAAAAAAAGAGAGAGACUGGCUUCACCCACAAACAAUUCAUCUGCUCAGUAGUAUGAAUAGCUAUAUAUAUAAUAUAGAACCAAUUUUGCCAAAUAGUCCUGAAUGAAGUGUUUUCACAUUUAAUUGCAUCUACCUAUACAUGCUUCUCUAGACAGCUGAAAUAACAACAAGCAAAGACUUGCUCUAUACUGUGUAUGAGAUCUGAAAAACACCCAAAGCUGAACUGUAUUACAACGCAGACCAAGAAACUACUACCUGAUUACAGAGACCAGCCUAACCAAUCCGCUGCACUUGUUCAGUCACUACAAACAGGAAUUACCAAUGGAAUCAGCAGAGAUGGGGGAUUAAAACAAAUACAUUUUUAAAUAAAAACUAAAAACAGUUUUGUGUACAAAAAUGCUAUAUAUGAAAACUAAAAAUGAUUGUCUUUAAGAUAAAAUGAAAAUGGAGGUAAAAGAAGUAUUGAAAAAGAACUGGUGUUAUUCUAUAACAGGAGCAGAUAAACGAUUUCACGUGCCCGUGAUGUAGACUCCCCCCCACCCCCAGAGCUUCUGACUGGUUUCCAGCUCAACACUGCCAUCUACUGGUGACUCUAUGCAGUGCAUCACGGUGGUAUUUAAGGACAAGUACAUAAAAAAAAAAGCAUUUUUGUGCUGUUACAAAUUGGAAAAGAUAGCAGCAAUGGCUUUACUCUUGCCAAGUGUAUGGCAAUGGUCUGUAUUAACUUAUGUAUAUUAUGUUAAAUAUGCGGGUAUCGGGGAAAUGCAGUAUAGUAAUAAAUGUUAUUUAAAAGUAAAAGGGAAAGAUAUAACAUGUGUAAUUACAGCGUAGUUCAAAACAGAUUAAGGAUUUCGAACACUAGAAGAAAACAACAGUUUAAAUGUGGCAUUUCAUCAGCAACAGUUUGUAGAUCAUUGAAGAAAGUGGUUCUAUAUAUUAAAAUAAAUCAAAUAAAAUACAUUUAAAAAAGAGGCAUCAGCUAAAGACACGAAACUCUCGGGGCCUGAUGUUUGAUACCAGGCAAGUAGACUCUCACGCAGUCUUUCUCAGAUCUAAGAGACGCUUCCCAUGUCUAAGAUCUGUAGCCGCGGAGGAAGGGGCUGUGUACUCUCACGCAGUCUUUCUCAGAUCUAAGAGACGCUUCCCAUGUCUAAGAUCUGUAGCCGCGGAGGAAGGGGCUGUGUACUCUCACGCAGUCUUUCUCAGAUCUAAGAGACGCUUCCCAUGUCUAAGAUCUGUAGCCGCGGAGGAAGGGGCUGUGUACUCUCACGCAGUCUUUCUCAGAUCUAAGAGACGCUUCCCAUGUCUAAGAUCUGUAGCCGCGGAGGGAGGGGCUGUGACUCUCACGCAGUCUUUCUCAGAUCUAAGAGACGCUUCCCAUGUCUAAGAUCUGUAGCCGCGGAGGAAGGGGCUGUGUACUCUCACGCAGUCUUUCUCAGAUCUAAGAGACGCUUCCCAUGUCUAAGAUCUGUAGCCGCGGAGGGAGGGGCUGUGACUCUCACGCAGUCUUUCUCAGAUCUAAGAGACGCUUGUGGUGCGUUAAUCAAAUGUUUAAGUAAUGUGUCUAUGUUACUAUUUAAACAGUGGUGCGUUAAUAAAAUGUUUAAGUAAUGUGUCUAUGUUACUAUUUAAACAGUGGUGCGUUAAUCAAAUGUUUAAGUAAUGUGUCUAUGUUACUAUUUAAACAGUGGUGCGUUAAUCAAAUGUUUAAGUAAUGUGUCUAUGUUACUAUUUAAACAGUGGUGCGUUAAUAAAAUGUUAAAGUAAUGUGUCUAUGUUACUAUUUAAACAGUGGUGCGUUAAUCAAAUGUUUAAGUAAUGUGUCUAUGUUACUAUUUAAACAGUGGUGCGUUAAUCAAAUGUUUAAGUAAUGUGUCUAUGUUACUAUUUAAACAGUGGUGCGUUAAUCAAAUGUUUAAGUAAAUGUGUACACAUGCCUCUGACAAGUAUUAGGAGGACACAGGUCUCAAUGUUUCUAUGUUUUCUGAAUGAACUACAGUUCCCAGCAUGCAAUUCAAACCCUGAUUUGAAACCAUGCAGUAACCCCAGUCCCCGGCAGGCAGCCACGCUAUCUCAGGACAAGACUAGCGGGAUCAUCAGGAGACCCUCACAUAGAAACCCUUGAAGCUAGCCGAAUGAAGCGAGCCGCUGCAAAGCAUCUAAUAGAGCGCUACUACCAGCAGUUAACUGAGGGCUGUGGAAAUGAGGCCUGCACGAAUGAGUUCUGUGCUUCCUGUCCGAGUUUCCAUCGUGUGGAUAACAAUGCGGCCGCCAUCAAGGCCCUCGAUCUUUAUAAGAUUAAUGCAAAACUCUGUGAUCCUCAUCCCUCCAAGAAAGGAACGAGUGCUGCUUACCUAGAGACCAGUGCCAAAGGAGCCCGCCACAACGCGUGCAGCGCCAGGGGGAUGAACCGGACGGAGGAGCCUCCCGCGAGGGAUCACUUCAAAGAUUUGAAUUACCUUACAGAGGAGAAAGUAUAUGAGAUCCUGGAGACCUGUGGUGAAAAGGAGGAUUAUUCCCCGUUGAUCCGGGUGAUCGGCAGAGUUUUCUCCAGCGCCGAUGGCUUGGUGCAGAGCUUCCGAAAGACCAAGCAGCACACAAAGGAAGAGCUGAAAUCACUGCAGGGGAAGGAUGAGGACAAGGAUGAGGAUGAGAAAGAGAAAGCCGCCUGCUCUGCUGCUGCGAUGGAGGAAGACUCAGGAGCCUCGUCUUCCAGGUUAGAAGCCGGCAAGCCGGGCCCUGACGAAGUGUCUGUGGAUGUGGAGGCGGUGAGGAGGGUCUACAGCAAACUGCUGGCCAACGAGAAGAUAGAAACAGCCUUUCUCAACGCACUGGUUUACUUGUCACCCAAUGUGGAAUGUGACCUGACGUACCAUAACGUGUACUCCAGGGAUCCCAAUUACCUGAACUUGUUUAUCAUAGUCAUGGAGAACAGCAACCUCCACAGCCCUGAGUACUUGGAGAUCGCCCUGCCUCUGUUCUGCAAAGCACUGAGCAAGCUCCCACUCCCUGCUCAAGCCAAGCUGGUGCGGCUGUGGUCUCGGUAUAGUGCGGGGCAGAUCCGUCGCAUGACCGAGACGUUUCAGCAGCUCAUCACCUACAAAGUGAUCAGCAACGAGUUCAACAGCCGCAACCUGGUGAACGACGACGACGCCGUCGUGGCUGCCACCAAAUGCUUGAAAAUAGUUUACUAUGCAAACAUGCUGGGAGGGGAGGUGGACAGGGGUCACAAUGAGGAGGAGGACGAGGAGCCCAUCCCCGAGUCCAGCGAGCUCACUUUGCAGGAGCUUCUGGGGGAGGAGCGGAGGAACAAGAAGGGGCCUCGGGUGGACCCGCUGGAGACAGAACUGGGUGUAAAGACUAUCGACUGCCGCAAACCACUGCUCCCUUUCGAGGAGUUUGUAAACGAGCCACUCAACGACGUGCUGGAGAUGGACAAAGACUACACGUUCUUCAAGGUGGAGACGGAGAACAAGUUCUCCUUCAUGACCUGCCCCUUUAUCCUCAAUGCUGUAACCAAGAACCUGGGACUGUACUACGACAACAGGAUCCGCAUGUACAGUGAGCGGCGUAUCACUGUCCUCUACAGCCUGGUUCAGGGGCAGCAGCUCAACCCCUACCUGAGACUCAAAGUGCGACGGGAUCACAUCAUCGACGAUGCCCUUGUCAGACUUGAGAUGAUUGCCAUGGAAAACCCUGCAGACUUGAAGAAGCAGCUGUAUGUGGAGUUUGAAGGAGAGCAAGGAGUGGAUGAAGGAGGAGUUUCCAAAGAGUUCUUUCAACUCGUAGUGGAAGAACUGUUCAACCGCGAUAUCGGAAUGUUCACGUACGACGAGACGACCAAACUGUGCUGGUUGAACCCGUCCUCGUUCGAGACGGAGGGUCAGUUUACACUGAUUGGGAUUGUGCUGGGGCUUGCCAUUUACAAUAACUGUAUCCUGGAUGUUCAUUUCCCCAUGGUCGUCUACAGAAAGUUAAUGGGGAAGAAAGGAACUUUCCGCGACCUGGCCGAUUCUCAUCCGGUGCUGUUUCAAAGUUUAAACGAGCUCCUGGAAUACGAGGGCAGUGUUGAAGAUGACAUGAUGAUCACUUUCCAGAUUUCACACACCGAUCUCUUUGGCAAUCCGCUGACGUAUGAUUUAAGGGAAAAUGGAGACAAAAUCCCUGUUACUAAUGAAAACAGAAAGGAAUUUGUUGCCCAGUAUGCUGAAUAUAUGCUGAACAAAAGCGUUGAAAAGCAGUUCAAGGCGUUCCGGAGAGGUUUCCACAUGGUGACCAGCGAGUCUCCGUUAAAGUAUUUAUUCCGACCCGAGGAAAUCGAGCUGCUGAUCUGUGGAAGCAGGAACCUAGACUUUGAAGCACUUGAAGAAACAACAGAAUACGAUGGAGGCUACACCCGAGAUUCCCGUGUCAUUAGGAGCUUCUGGGAGAUCGUCCAUUCAUUCGCAGAGGAACAGAAACGGCUGUUUUUACAAUUCACCACAGGCACAGACCGGGCCCCUGUGGGUGGCCUUGGCAAACUGAAGAUGAUUAUAGCCAAGAAUGGCCACGACACAGACAGGUUACCCACAUCGCACACUUGUUUUAAUGUCCUCUUGCUUCCUGAAUACUCCACUCAGGAGAAGCUUAAAGAAAGACUCUUAAAGGCCAUUACCUAUGCCAAAGGAUUCGGAAUGCUGUAACAGAUACAUGGCUGUUAUAAAGCACUGACAUUUCUUUGGAAGUUUAAUGUCCCUAUUUAAUAAAGAAAAGCAAAGCUGUCUAAGGUAGUGAGCUCCAGUAGUCACUUGUGUCUGUGCCGCCCUCCUGUACAGAGGGCAGUGAGCUGGAACAGCAGAGUACAGCUGCUUGCAGGAACACCUUUUUUCUGUUCAUGUGAAUUAUUCUAUAUUCCUUCACUUGUGUAUACAAAAAUGGGGUUUUCCUGACUAUUUUAAAGGUUAAAUCAGUUUCUCAUUGUUUCGUCUGCUUGGAGUUGAGCUGUUUUUUGGGGGUGGGCCAGUAUAUCAAUUGUAAAAUCCCUGGAAAAUCUUUCCAUUGUUUAAGAGAAAAAAAAAAAGAAAACUUGGAGCUUUCGGCUCUUUUGCUUUCCCUUUUUUGUGACUUCACUCAAUGAGGAGCUGUAAGCUGUAAGUUGAAACUUGAAACCGUGGAAGUGGUGUAUUGUAACUACUGCUGUUGUAGCUGAAAGAGAAUCCAGACGUAUCACUGCUCAAUAAAGAUGGAAGGGGGACUUUGGACUGUUAAACUGCAGCCUUGAGAACUUGACUUCAACCACAGCACAUAAAAGCAAAAGAAAGGCAGCAUUCACCCCACGAUUGAGGGGCUUUACCAGUCUAGCAACCUGAGUAUCGUACUUUAUUAUUUCUAAAGGAUAUUGUUUAGUAAUAGGCAGUACUUGCAGUACUUUUCCCUCUUGGGUGCAUUUUCAUGAAUUAGUGCGGAGUACUGAAGAACAGUAAGAGAUUGCUGUACCGUGUAAUCGUGCAGCGUGUGAAAGUGCACUUACAAAAAUGUGAAAUGUUUAAACUGCUCGUUACAAUGACAUUGUUUUUUGUUGAAAUUAUCACUUAAUUUUGAGUCUCACCAGUUUGCCAUUGUUUUACAGCUCUGUUUUCUAACAAGAAAUAUAUUGUCAUUUGCAACAGCCAGUUUUUAUUUGCUGUAGACUUAUUAUUCACUUUGAUGCCUCCACAUCCACAUAAGCUUCACACUCACUGUGGCACAGGGAGUGAACAGGGACAGGAAACGCAGUACUUCAAAGUCUGAAAAACUAAACUCUUCUGCAAGAUGGGGGAUUGGUUUUGAAUUCUUGUUUAUAAGACUUGACGCUAUGCAACCGUAUCCAUUUCACUGCCAGUUUGGAAAUAUGUGCUCUUACAUUUGUAUGUGUCCUUCCUUUAUUAGAAAUAAUUGGCAUUUUGUAGACAACAGGAUAAUGCCACUUUCCCCGACAGUCUUGAAUAGCGCCAUGAAUUCCACACUCACUAGUGUGUGAGGGGGGGUUAAUAUCGGUAAGUGAUUCCACAGUGGACUUUACCUGAACACGAAGUUCAUAAAUCUGUCGCAGUACUCCAUUCAGCUGAAACGGACACAGGAGUUCAAUUCACAUUGUAUACAGAAUCUUCAAACGAAGAGUGAUAACCAUUUUCUGUCUUCAGCCACUCUCCAGCAAACAUACGCACAUGCAUUCAGUUUCCAUACACAAGUUUAUAGUUUGUGCUUCCACUUCUUUUCUAACCUUGUUAACCAGAUGCCCUGAUGUCUGUUGAUGUAAUGUACCUGUUAAUUGUACACCCCCACAGUUGUAUAUCUGAAAGAAGUCCAAUCUUUAAGGGAAGUAAAUAAUCAGUGUUGUUUUUAUUGGGUUCAUUUAAACCCAACCUUCUCUUCAAAACGAACGAACAAGAAGAAUAAGUGGCGUGUAAACAUGAUGCUGAAUAAAAGUGACUGCAUUUUUAAAA